Molecule: messenger RNA, 4898 nt
Organism: Porites lobata
Lineage: Eukaryota; Metazoa; Cnidaria; Anthozoa; Scleractinia; Poritidae
Source: the annotation of a GenBank genome assembly
AUGCCACGGUUUCGCAGUUCGCGUAUAUGCGAGUCCACAAGAGACUUGAGAGGACAGACAACCAAAAUUAUUGCAUGGCGAGGGUAUGAGUAUCCUCUUAAGGAAAGGUACUUGCAAACAGCAGGUAACAACUGAAAUAUUAUACACUUUCCAUGUCCGGUUGAUAAAAUGGUGAACACAUCUUUUCAACUCAAAGCGGUGAACAAAGCUUUCUUUUGUUGCUCAGUGAGAUUCAUGAAAGAGCUCAUCAAGUACCGAGGUCAAAAUUUCUUCGAAUAUUCUUUCAGGAACAACAUCUAUGUCAAAAUCUCGAUACAUGGCGUGCCUUUACGUGCCUUGGUCCUGUGCAAAUGUUAUUGCGAGUGCAGUAUACAAACAAUUUUUCUUCCCUGGUAGAGAGAGGCAAAAUUUACCUUCAGGAAUAAGGUGUGAAAAUCCUCAGCGUCCCCUCGGUAGUUACAAUUAAACAAGCCAAUCAAAUUGGUUUGUGUGUCUGAAAAAAUAUCAACCAAUCAAGGCCAAGGUAACCAGAGGUUUUUCUCUCUCUCCUUGUCACUUUUGCGACUCGUUGUCCCCGCUUCGCGGCUUGCUCUUGAUCUCGAAGAAAAAUCAAGAAAAACCUCUGGGACCAGGGUAAGUACUGUAUUUUUGUGUAGCGAAUUUAAGUUAGAGAAUAUUUACUCUGAAGUAAAUUUUUGCGGGAAAAAUGUUUGCAGUAAUUUUUAUUUGCGACAACUUAUUUUUGCUGAUCGUUGGAAAAAUUACAAAAAACACAAAAAUUAGAACCUGCAAAAAUUUUUUGCCACACGGUCGUCAUCCUAUCAAUCCUAUUCACCCCAGUCAUACCAGACACCCUUGUCAUCUCAGUUAUCUCAUCAUCACAGUUUUUCUAGUUAUCCUUGUCAUCACAGUCAUCUCAGUCACCUAGCUAAGUCAUCCUAAUCAUCCACGUCAGUCCUGUCAUCCCUGUGACUCCAGUUACCUAGUCAUCCCAGUAACCCUAGUCUCCCCUGUCAUCCUAGGUAUCCCUGUCAUCACAGUUAUCACAGUCACCAUAGUUAUCUCAAUUAUGUUAUCACUCCAUUCAUCCCAGUCGCCCCGGUUAUUCUACUUGUCCUUUUCAUCACAAUCGUCCUUGUCACGCCUGGUAUAACAGUAAAUCAAGUCAGCCUAUUCAUCCUAGUCAUGCUAGUUGUCCUAGUCAUGCCAGUCAUCCCAACCAUCCAAGUCAUCUCAUUAAUACUCAUCCUAAUCCUGCAAGUCAUUCCAGUCAUCCAAAGCGUCCCAGUCAUCCCAGUCAUAUUAGUCAUCCCAGUCAUCCCAGCCAUCCAACUCAUCUAAUCAAUAGUUAUCCUAUUCAUCCUAAUCAAGCAAGUCAUCCCAGUCAUCCAAGUCAUCCCAAUCAUCCCAGCCAUCCAAGUCAUCUCAUUAAUAGUCAUCCUAUUCAUCCUAAGAUUUUCAUUCAAGUCAUCCUGGUCAUCCAAAUCAUCCCAGUGACCCCUGUCAUCCCAGUCAUGUUCUCAUCAUAGUUAUUCUAGUCGUACCAGUCAUCCCAGUCAUCCUUGUUAUCUCAGUUAUCCCAGUAACCCUAGUCAUCCAAGUCAUCCUAGUAUCCCACUUAUUCCCUUCAUCCUAUUCAUCUUAGUCACCCCGGUGAUCCCACUUGUCCUAGUCAUUCCCUUUAUCCUUGUCAUCCUAGUCAUUCCAGUCAUUCCAGGCAUCAGAAUCAUUCCAGUCACCCCUGUCAACAUGGUCAUCCGAGUAACACUAGUCAUCCUAUCGAUCCUGGUCAUGAAAGUCAUUCCAGCCAUCCUAGUACUCCCACUUAUCCCAAUCAUCCCAGUCACCCUAGUCAUCUCAGUUAUUCUACCUAUCCUUUUCAUCCCAGUCACCCCUGUUAUCCUAGUUAUUAUAGUUAUCCCAGCAGCAUUGGUCGUCCCAGUCAUCCUGGUUAUCUCAGUUAUCACAGUUACCCUAGUCAUCCAAGUCAUCCCAGUCAACCUAGUCACCCAAGUCAUCCCAAUCAUCCUAGUCAUCACAGUUUUCCCAGUCAUCACAAUUAUCCCAGUCGUCCCAGUCACCUUAGCCAUCCCAGCCAUCUGUGUCACCCUAGUCAUCCUGUUCAACCCAGUCCUCCUAGUCAUCUCAGUAAUCUUAAUCCUUCUAGUCAUUCCAGUCAUCCAGAUCAUUCCAGUCAUCCCAGCCAUCCAAGUCAUCUCUCUAAUAGUCAUCCUAUUCAUCCUAAUCAUGCUAGUCAUCCUAGUCAUCCCAUUCAUCCUAGUCAUCCCAGCCAUCCAAGACAUCUCAUUAAUAGUCAUCCUAUUCAUCCUAAUCAUGCAAGUCAUCCUGGUCAUCCAAAUCAUCCCAGUGACCCCUGUCAUCCCAGUCAUCCUCUCAUCAUAGUUAUUCUAGUCAUACCAGUCAUCUCAGUCAUCUUGGUUCUCUCAGUUAUCCCAGUGACCCUUGUCAUCCAAAUCAUUCCAGUAUCCCACCCAUUCCAUUCAUCCUAGUAAUCUUAGUCAUCCUGAUGAUACCACUCAUCCUAGUCAUUCCCUUUAUCCUUGUCAUCUUAGUCAUUCCAGUCAUUCCAGGCAUCCGAAUCAUUUCAGUCAAUCCAGCUAUCCUAGUCAUCAUAUUCAUCCAGUCAUACCAGACACCCUUGUCAUCUCAGUUAUCUCAUCAUCCUAUUCAUCCCAGUUUUUUCUAGUCAUCCUUGUCAUCACAGUCAUCCCAGUCACCUAUCUAAUUCAUCCUUAUUGUUUGUUUGUUUAUUUUUUCCUCCAUUUUUUAUUUUACGAGCCAUUUAUAUUGUAUUAUGAGACUGAAGAAUUAAAGAUGCUAUUUCUAGAAUUAAAUAUCAGGUUACAAGAAUAAAUGGACAGGGCAGGAUAUAGUUAAACUAAUUACUUGCCCUUUGAUUAAAGUACAGUUUUAUUUAGGUUAAAAGAGAAAAAAAGAGAAAAGUACAAACCCUAUAAACUAUGAAAAAUAUACAAAAGAGAGGAAAAAAGAAAAGCACAUACACACACACAUAAAAAAUGUAACAUUUGAGAGUCGGUGUGGCUAUGAUUAAUACUGAGCAAGAUAAUAGUUGAAAAGUGCUCUUUUAAACAAUGUUUUAGUUGUUUGUUAUCCCAGUCAACUCAGUCUUUCUCAUCAUCCCAGUAAUCCUAGUCUUCCCAGUCAUUCAAGCCAUCCCAGUCACUCCCAUCAUCCCUGUCACCCCAAUCAUCCCAGUCAACUCAGUCCUUCUAGUCAUCCCAGUAAUCCUAGUCUUCCCAGUCAUCCCAGUCACUCCAGUCAUCCCAGUCACUCUAGUCAAAGUCAGAGUUCACAUGCACCUAUUAACUCCUUGAAAGUAGUCCCUGUAUUUCAGUGCUUACUUUAUCCAACCCAGAUUCUCAAGUGCCUAAAAGGAGCAAACACACAGAGACCUUUAGGAUAAAAAUUAAAAUUGCAGUGAUGUUGUGGAAGAACCUAAAAAAUGACAUAUACUCAAGGCUAUGAUUGGAAUCCUUGAAGAAAAGGAAAUUUGUCCUUGAAAAGUCCUUAAAAAGUCCUUGAAUUUUUUGUUCAAAACAGGAUACGAACCUUGCAACCAAGUCAUCCUGCAGUCAUUCUAGUCAUCCCUGUCAUCCCAGUGACUCCCUGUCAUCCCAGUCAUCCUCUCGUCCUAGUUACUCUGGUCAUACCAGACAUCCCAGUCAUCCUGGUUAUCUCACUUAUCCCAGUAACCCUAGUCAUCCAAGUCAUCCUGCUCAUUUCAGUUACCCUAAUCAUCUCAGUCAGCCCAGUUAUCCCAGUCAUCCUAGUCAUCUUAUUCAUCCCAGUCAUACCAGACACCCUAGUCAUCUCAGUUAUCUCAUUGCUGUAGUCAUCCUAGUCACUCAAGUUCUUUGACGUAUCCUUUUCAUCACAGACAUCCCAGUCACCCCUGUCAACAUAGUCCCAGGUGUCCUAGUCAUCACAGUAAUACUAGUCAUCCUUUUGAUCCUGGUCAUGCAAGUCAUUCCAGCCAUCCUAGUAAUCCCAUGUAUCCCAAUCAUCCCAGUCACCCUAGUCAUCUCAGUUAUUCACCUAUCCUUUUCAUCCCAGUCACCCCUGUUAUCCUAGUUAUUCUAGUUAUCCCAGCAGCAUUGAUCAUCUGAGGCAUCCUGGCUAUCUCAGUUAUCGCAGUUACCCUAGUCAUCCAGGUUAUCCCAAUCAUCCAAGUCCUAGUAUACUAGUCAUCCCAAUCAUCCUAGUCAUCACAGUUUUUCUAGUUAUCCCUGUCAUCACAGUUAUCCCAGUCAUCACAAUUAUUCCAGUCGUCCCAGUCACCUAAGUCAUUCUAAUCAUUCCAGUCACCUUAGCCAUCCUAGCCAUCUGUGUCACCCCAGUCAUCCUGUUCAACCCAGUCCUCCUAGUCAUCUCAGUAAUCUUAAUCCCCCUGGUCAUUCCGGUGAUCCAGAUCAUCCCAGUCAUUCCAGUCAUCCUAGCCAUCCUAGUUAUCCCAGUCAUCACAGUCAUCCCAUUCACCCUUGCCAUCCUAAGCAUCCCAGUCAUUCUAGUCAUCCCAGUUACCCCACUCAUACCAGGCAUCCCAGUCACCUCAGUCAUCUUAGUCAUCCCAGUUAUCAAAGUUAUUCAGGUCACCCUGGUUACCUCAUUACUCAUCUUAUUCUUUGCAGUCAGUCUUGUAGUCUUUUUAAGGGAUGCACAUGUGCACCAUGUGUUCUUCCUAUGAAACCAUUUACAUUUGUGACUCAAUCUUAGACAUUGAACUACUGGUACAUCCCUUGCUUAACUGAAAAUGAAUUCUUAUUUUUUCUUAGGCUGAAAAGAACAACAGAUUUGGCAAAGUAGUCAGCGACUCAGUCAUCAAUGCCUCCAUACAGGAGUUCAAAAGCCAACAGUGA